Molecule: messenger RNA, 1877 nt
Organism: Bombus impatiens (common eastern bumble bee)
Lineage: Eukaryota; Metazoa; Arthropoda; Insecta; Hymenoptera; Apidae
Exons: 4
Coding region: 21-632 (203 amino acids)
Source: RefSeq, a predicted model, not a curated record
GAGACGCAAAAGAAAUAACGAUGAUAUUUAUUUGGAUGAACGUGGACUGGAAGCUGUCUUUGUUGCUGCUUGCGACAAUGAGGCAAAUUCAGUGCAGCGACGACGAGCAAUCUCGAGAGAAGAGACAAGCGUUGUAUCCUCCACCUCUUGUUUAUCCUUUUGGUGGCACUUUCAAGCUAGUCGUGGGCAUGGCGGUGCCGGUGCAGCUCUCAGGCCAGAUUUUGGUUUACGGCCAAAACUUUCAGUUCCAAUAUAUGUUACCAGACAACGCUACCUUCUUCACUAACUUCUUCCAUACCUCGCCACAAAGACGACGUCGAACAGCAAGCUGGAACGAAAGGGCUUUCGUAUACGACAUUUUACAACACGAAUUAAACAUGCGACACAUCGAUGGGAGAGCUUGCUUAAAGAAGAAUAUUUGCGAAGCUGCUUCAACGUCGUUGAAAGACGAGGGAUUGAUUGGCGAAUUAUUGCAUUUAUUGUUAACACCAGAUCAUGGAAACGCUUCGAUGAUGGACGAUGACUAUUUAGAAGCAGCCAUGGCUGGAAGAAGACAGGAGAAUUGCUCGAUGAUUUACUCCACAUGUCCUGCUGGUCAAGGAAUUCUAGACAGAAUAUCUUCAAUUUAUUAACUAACAAUAAGAUUUAUAUUAUCUGUUAUUUAUCUAUUGAAUUAAUUACUAUCAAUUCUUACGAAAAAUUGUAAACAAAUUUGCUUAGCAUAUCGUAGUUACGUGAGAAAUAACAUGUUAUAAUGUUACAAUGCAUAUACUAGGACAUACUCACAUUUAAACAUGCAUAUAAAAACACAAAGGAUAGCCAGCAAUUCUACUAUCGAGAUCCUACAACGAUUCCUGUCGAAAUCAUUAAAAGUCAUCCCUAAUGCUUCGUAGUAUAUAAUCGACGAAAUAAUUCAAAAUUUGAAGAUAUCUACCUCCGGUCUCUGUCUCGGCAUUUACAAAAGAAAUUUCAAAGUUGCACAAUCGUCAUACGUCACGCUUAAGGGAUCAUUUCAAUCUCUUAGUUAUUCGUUGCCAACUGUUAUAGAUAGUGCAACAUGUCCGUAGACCCAGAAGAUAUUUACUGCCAAUUCAAACUACGCAAUAGAGAAGAUGAAGAUUCAAUCAGAUCAGUGUUUUCAUACUUAUCAAUAAGGUACAUUGCGUUUUGUUUUUGGACAUAGCCAUUCGUUACACAUUUUACUGCCUCCGCCUUUUUUCUGGGUCCAAUUACACCCCUUGUGCACACGUUACGUCAUUUGUCUUUUAUUUGCAGUAGAACACAUACACGUAAUACGUUACAUCGACGUGGUGGUUCGCAUUACGGACGAAAUAAACGAGUUGUCAUGUGUAUAACUUUUAUCGCUAAUUUCCUGUUAAUUAAAAGACGCUGCGUGUGAAAUAAUUUCAACUGGGAGCAGAGGCCCGUUUAUCAAACACGACACUCUUUGAUCUCCCUCGAUAUACACUUUCCCAUUCCGUUCUCCUUUUAAUCUUUCAUUUUCCUGUGUUCUUCAUUCCCUGGAUUUCCCUCGUAUUAAAGGAAAGAUUAAUCAGUGCGAGCGAGGGAAAAAUGGAGAAAAAGGAACAGAGGGAAACACGAAUCUGUAUUUUAUACAGCUGCGAGAUUAGGUUCAUAAAUACAUUUGUAAGACGAGCAAGCGAGAUAGGUGCAAAAUAAUUUAUCAUUAAUCUCCAGUUUUACUGUUGUUUCGGAUAUACAAUGAUAUCCUGUCGAGCAGAGAUCAACGCGAUUUCAAUGUUAGUUGUUUUAGGGGUCAAACGCAGUUACUUUAAUCUACGAUAGCUAAUUUAAUAGUUUCGUUAGACUAUCUGACCUCUGAUAUUGUAACUAAUUAUAUUUUUACUACUCUUCUU